AUGUAUGCUGAAUUCGAGCUGUUGGAUAAGGACGGGGUUAAAGUAUCCCUUGCAGCGGAUAACGUCGAGUACAUCAAGCAGGACGGAGCAGCCUUGACGCCAGACGAUCAGGGGACACUCUGGUUCAACGUUGUCAAGCCUGCGGGACAAUAUGUAUUCGAAGUGAAGACGAAGGCGGGAGAGGAAUACCUGGCAAUAUUGGAUUGGGAACCGGACCCUAUGCCG
Messenger RNA from Mesorhabditis spiculigera, 225 nucleotides. Lineage: Eukaryota; Metazoa; Nematoda; Chromadorea; Rhabditida; Rhabditidae. The record is from the annotation of a GenBank genome assembly.